AUGGUGGAAGAAGAAACGAAAAAGCUCUCUGAAGACUCGGGAACUGAUAUAAGUGCUACGCCGAGAUUCACAGCUGCUCUGGUUGAAUUGGUUUACCGUCAAUUAACCGACGUUGGGGAGGAUUUGGAACUGUUUGCCAAGCACGCAAGAAGAAAGACUAUCAUACCCGAGGAUCUUCUUAUGGUGAGUCGUAAGAAUAAUGCGUUACGCGAUAUACUGAAGGAGUAUCUGGAAUCUUUGAACGCAGAAGCAAAUCAUGCUACAGUCGCUGCUGACACAAGAAGACAGCCCAUUUCUGAUAGCGAUGAGCCCUUUAGCGACUCAAGUCAAUCCUAA
Ogataea polymorpha is the source of this 336-nucleotide messenger RNA. RefSeq lists its product as uncharacterized. The transcript has a single exon. Gene Ontology annotation, cellular component: Fanconi anaemia nuclear complex; FANCM-MHF complex. The record is from RefSeq and is a predicted model, not a curated record. Gene Ontology annotation, molecular function: protein heterodimerization activity; chromatin binding. Lineage: Eukaryota; Fungi; Ascomycota; Pichiomycetes; Pichiales; Pichiaceae. Bases 1 to 336 code for a protein of 111 amino acids. Gene Ontology annotation, biological process: replication fork processing; resolution of meiotic recombination intermediates.